This is a messenger RNA of Trypanosoma brucei brucei TREU927, 834 nucleotides long. It is a transcript of the gene Tb927.7.880, whose product is annotated as RNA-binding protein, putative. The transcript has a single exon. Bases 1 to 834 code for a protein of 277 amino acids. The record is from RefSeq and is a predicted model, not a curated record. Lineage: Eukaryota; Euglenozoa; Kinetoplastea; Trypanosomatida; Trypanosomatidae. Gene Ontology annotation, molecular function: RNA binding.
AUGAACAAACUUACAUUUACGCCACUUACAGAUGGUGAAGAGUUCUCCGCGAGGCGUGGGCGUGGCCAUAAAUCUGCUCCAAUAAGUCUUAUCAUCGACAACACUUGUCGCGUGUACAUAACACAAAUUCCCUUUUCUCGCAUCGAACGUGAUGGCGUCAAUGCCCUCCGAUCUGAAUUUGAGGCGUUUGGCCCCGUGGAGGCAUAUAAAAUGUUUACUGACAGGUCUGGGCGCUUCAUCGGCACCGUGUUAUGUACGUACCGUAACCCAGCAGAUGCCAGUGCGGCCGUUCAGCACAUGAAUGAUCAAAAUAUUGAUGGAAGCAUUCUUAAGGUUUCGCUUUCACGCGAUCAUGGAGUCGUUCUACUGCAUAAUGCCGAUGGUGGUGAGCAGAGUCAUGCCGGUGGUAAUGAUAGUGUCGACGGCAAGUGGAAGCACGAUCGAUAUCAUGAUGGUACGCAAGAAAGCACCGACUCUGUACGGGGAGGAAGAGGUUUCGGUAGGGGACAUUCCUUUCCGUUCCGCAAUGGGCGAGGAGGCCCUCACAUGAGGCGCGGGGGUGGCCGUGGGCGGGGUUUGGGUGGGCGUAGCAGCGGUUUCCCGGGACGUGAUGUGGAUGAGGCGUUUGAGCGGUACAUCGCCUCGCGUGACGCACAGCGCCGUGCAGGUUCUCCUAAUGAGAAUGAAGGAGACCCAACCGGUGAGGUUGCUUGUGAAACGGAAGCGGCUGAGGUUGUAUGUGAGGUAGUUGGUGACAUUGGUAAUGACUCCGCGCAGGUACCUGAGGCAGACAACGCCCCUGCUGAGGCUGUUGCAGGAAAUGAAGAGUCGUAA